AUGAAGUUGUCGUCUUUUUUCUUUUGUUUUCUAUGUGGCUUGGUCUGCUGUCCAGCUCCUGUGCUUGCUAACGAUUUCCCAUCGUUUCUGAGCGCCAACGCCUCGCUGGCUGUGGUUGUGGACUACGAAUAUAUGGCCAUGCAUCGGCAGAAUAUAAUGGCACAUUUCGAAAAGAUUCUCAGUGAUAUAAUACGCGAGAAUAUGAAGAAUGGCGGCAUCAAUGUGCGCUACUUCACCUGGAACUCCGUCAAAAUUAAGAAAGAUUUUUUAGCUGCCAUAACUGUGUCGGAUUGUGAGAGCACCUGGAACUUUUAUAAAACCACUCAAAGGGCAUCCAUACUGCUGAUUGCUAUCACUGACUCGGAUUGUCCGCGUUUGCCCCUAAAUCGAGCACUGAUGAUCCCAAUGGUUUCUCAUGGCGAUGAGUUUCCUCAAAUUGUGCUCGAUGCCAAGGUGCAGGGCAUAUUUAAAUGGAAGUCGGUGGUUGUGCUUGUAGAUCAAAAUAUACUUGAGAGCAAUCCUAUGUUGGUCAAGUCUGUCGUUCACGAAAGCACCACAAACCAUAUACCACCGAUAUCGCUGAUUCUGUACAAGAUUGACGAAUCAUUGCGUGGUCAGCAGAAACGAAUUUCGCUGCGGCAGGCAUUGGCUCAAUUCGCGCCCAUCAAACAUGAACAGAAGCGCCAGCAGUUUUUGGUUAUUUCCAAAUUUCAUGAGGAUAUUAUUGAGAUAGCAGAAACGCUGAGCAUGUUCCAUGUGAACAAUCAAUGGAUGUUCUUUGUUUUGGAGGACCUGCGUCGUGACUUUGAUGCCAAUAGCGUGACCAUAAAUCUAGAUGAGGGUGCUAAUAUAGCCUUUGCGCUGAACGAAACGGUGACCAAUUGCGUGGACACGUUGAACUGCACCAUAUCAGAAGUUUCCAUGGCUGUGGUCACCUCGCUGUCCCGCAUGAUACUCGAAGAGCAAUCCAUCUAUGGCAAAAUAUCCGAUGAGGAAUGGGAGUCGAUACGUUUUACCAAGCAAGAGAAACAGGAAGAGUUGCUUGAUUACAUGAAGGAAUACCUUAAGGUAAACAGUAAAUGCGCAAGCUGCGCCCGCUGGCGUUUUGAAACCGCCAUCACCUGGGGCAAGAGUCAGGAGAAUCGCAAGUUUCGCAUGGCUCCCACUCGCGAUGCAAAAAAUCGCAACUUUGAGUUCAUCAAUAUUGGUUACUGGACACCGUUGCUGGGAUUCAUAUGUCAUGAGUUAACCUUUCCCCAUAUUGAUCAUCACUUCCGUAACAUCACCAUGGACAUUGUGACAGUGCAUAAUCCACCCUGGCAAAUAUUGACCAAGGAUAGUCGCGGUGUCAUCGUGGAGCACUCAGGAAUUGUCAUGGAAAUAGUGAAGGAACUAAGCCGCGCCUUGAACUUUAGCUACUAUUUGCAUGAGGGUCAAUUGCCGGAUACUACGGACACGCUUAGCCAGAGCAUGAAUGAGAGUGAUGAGCUGAUGGGCUCGAUGACCUAUCGCAUUCCCUAUCGAGUGGUUGAGCUGCUGCAAAGCAAUGCGUACUUCAUGGCCGCCGUGGCAGCCACCAUUGAUGAACCAACCAAGAAACAUUUUAACUACACACAACCCAUAAGUGUGCAAAAGUACACAUUCAUUCUCCGGCAACCGGAUGAAGUGAGCCGCAUCUAUCUGUUCACGGCUCCGUUCACCCUAGAGACCUGGGGCUGCCUGGCAGGGAUUUUGUUCUUGACGGCGCCCAUUCUGUACUUCGUAAAUCGUCUGAUGCCGCUGCAAGAGCUUCGAAUUAGCAGUCUCUCCACAGUGAAAAACUGUUUCUGGUAUAUUUAUGGAGCACUGUUGCAACAAGGUGGCAUGUAUCUGCCUCGUGCGGAUAGUGGCAGGCUGGUUGUUGGCUUCUGGUGGCUAGUGGUCAUUGUGUUGGUUACUACUUAUUGCGGCAAUCUCGUUGCGUUUCUAACAUUCCCAAAAUUCCAGCCAGGCGUUGAUUACCUUAAUCAACUAUCCGCUCAUAAGGAAAUAAAGCAAUACGGCCUGCGCAAUGGCACGUUCUUUGAGAAGUACGUGGAGACCACGACAAGAGAAGACUUUAAGCGCUUCAUUGGGCGCUCUUUAAUCUACAACAACGUACAGAGCGAGAACAUUGCAGCAGUGAAACAUGGUGAUCGUAUCAAUAUUGAUUGGCGCAUUAAUCUGCAGCUUAUUGUGCAGCAGCACUUUGAGUUGGAUAAGGAGUGCAGAUUUGCAUUAGGCAAGGAAGAUUUUGUCGAUGAACAGAUAGGAUUGAUCGUGCCCUCGGGCAGCGCCUAUUUACAUUUAAUUAACCAGCACAUAGAUAGGCUAUUCCGCAUGGGGUUCAUUGACCGCUGGCAUAAAACAAAUCUGCCUUCCAUGGACAAAUGCAAUGGGAAGAAUAUGCAGCGUCAGAUUGCCAAUCAUAAAGUUAAUAUGGAUGAUAUGCAGGGCUGUUUUAUGGUACUAAUCUUCGGCGUAAUUUUAGCGACGAUUGUGAGUUGCAUUGAAUUUUGGUACCACCGCUUCUUUGUGGUGAGCAGGGAGCGUAAGCGUGUUCCCUUUUCCAAUUGAGAAACACACGAGAUGCGUCGGAUUACAGCUUGACGUGCGUAAAAUAAGUUUUGUUUAAUUUUUGAAAAUUACUUAUAUGAACAUUAUUUU
Drosophila hydei is the source of this 2685-nucleotide messenger RNA. RefSeq names its product ionotropic receptor 93a (gene Ir93a). Gene Ontology annotation, molecular function: ligand-gated monoatomic ion channel activity. NCBI's taxonomy places the organism in Eukaryota, Metazoa, Arthropoda, Insecta, Diptera, Drosophilidae. The transcript has 10 exons. Gene Ontology annotation, cellular component: membrane. The record is from RefSeq and is a predicted model, not a curated record. The coding region runs from base 1 to 2595 and encodes 864 amino acids.